This is a messenger RNA of Entrophospora candida, 350 nucleotides long. NCBI's taxonomy places the organism in Eukaryota, Fungi, Glomeromycota, Glomeromycetes, Entrophosporales, Entrophosporaceae. The record is from the annotation of a GenBank genome assembly.
AAGCAAAGAAAAGAAUGGACUUAGAUGUAAUAAUGGAUGAUAAAGAUGAUAUAGAUAAUUUACAAUCAAGAAAAAAAAAAAAGGACUUAUCUAUUAUAGAAGAACAAUUUGAUAAUGCUGAAAAACAUAUAAUAACAAGAUAUUUGAGAAAAUUUGAUAAAAUUCUUGUGAAUUACUUCCCACUUGGCUGGGCUUUGAAAGAAAAUCAGGAAUUUGGUGGAAAACAUAUGUCUGAUAAAGCAGUUGAGUUAUUAAAAACUUUUUUUCAUACAGGCAAUGUAUGUAAAAGUGAACAAUAUACACCUAAAGAGAUGCUUGAGGAAUUGAAAAAAAAACAUGGAAAUAGGUGA